Scylla paramamosain (green mud crab) is the source of this 5294-nucleotide messenger RNA. RefSeq lists its product as uncharacterized. Lineage: Eukaryota; Metazoa; Arthropoda; Malacostraca; Decapoda; Portunidae. The transcript is spliced from 10 exons. The record is from RefSeq and is a predicted model, not a curated record. Gene Ontology annotation, biological process: regulation of DNA-templated transcription. The coding region runs from base 144 to 3212 and encodes 1022 amino acids. Gene Ontology annotation, molecular function: RNA polymerase II cis-regulatory region sequence-specific DNA binding; DNA-binding transcription factor activity, RNA polymerase II-specific.
CCGGGGACGUUGGUGUGACAUGGAUAUAAUGGUGUAGACGACUGGUGCGUCCUGGGUCAUGUGUGGGGGAGGUGAUGGCGUGAGGUCAGGCUUAGGGCGUCCCUCUCCCCACCUCAAGGGCUGACGGCUGACUGUGCAGGAGGAUGGAGGGGCUGCCUUUGGACGUGUCUCCCCUGGGGGAUGAAGGAGCCCAGAUGAUCACCUUAGUGGAGACAUCAGCUCUGGAAGAGGAAGGACACCAGCCACCCAACGUGCACAUCCUCACGGCACAUCAGCUGGAGAGAGCAAAUGAGCAGGGUGGACUCGAGGACAGGCAGCAACCACACUCUCUCAGUCAUCAACUGCAGGAGCAUGGCGAGCCUCUGUCCAGGCUGCAGCGGGACACGUCACAGUCCAGCCCUCACUGCCUGGUCUGCAACGCCAAGCUGGGAGUGUCAGCCCGAGGAGCCAUGGAAGUCUUCUCUGAAAAGGCAAAGACUUCCCAUCGACAACUGCAAGUUCACGUCAUCCUGAGCACCAUUGUCAACCAGGAUGUGAGUGCUGUUGUGGCUCACUCAAGUAUUGUUUGUAAGAAAUGCUUCAAGUUAAUUGAUGACAUUGAUUCCAUGGAAGGUCAACUCAUUAAUAUGAAACAGGUGGUGACAAACAAAUACAUGAGGACACUGGCCCUGGUGAAGCAAGACUCAGGAGUGUCGGAGAAUGUGGACAAUGUGUUGGAAGAGGACACUCUUAACCUGGAAGCCUCAUCUCUCACCAAGGAUGACAAGGACUUCAAAGUGUACAUGGGCUCAGGAAGUGGAGGAGGUAAAGGCAAACGGGGCCGCAGGGGACGUUCAAGAGGCCGGCCACCAAGUGUUAAGCUGGAGGUGAAACAGGAGGAGUCUGUGGAAGUUAUUACUGGCCUGGCCGCCGGUGACAAUGUGGAGUCCCUUAAGCAUCAGGGUCUGCUGGGAUCAUCUGACAGUAACGAUGGCCUUUCUGGGAGGCUGGAGGGCAACUUAGAGGAGGAAGGUGGAACAGACAUGCUGAUGGUUGAGGAGGAGAUUUUAGAGAACUCUGUUGUGGUAGAGACUGUGGAGGAUGUGAUGGAGGUGGAUGGUUUGGACCUGGAGGACACUGAGAGCUGUGUGCAGUUUACAGAACACCCAGAAGAUAACCAGGAGCUGUGUCUGAUCAGUGGCUUGACUUUGCCAUCCCUGGGUACACAUGAGCUGAAUGUGGAGCAAGAGGAGCAGGGCCUCAAUCCUGACCAUCACUUGCUGGAGGAUGGUGCUGAGAAGUACAAGUGUCGCUUCUGCUCCCUUAAAAUGUCUGUGCUUGCAGACAUCCAGACACACAUGCGGGAGAUGCAUCCUGAGCGUCUGUAUGAGUGUGAGGUGUGCAAGGAGAGGCUCACCACAAAGGCAGAGUUACUGUGCCACCUAGAACAACAUAUAGCAUCUGGGGAGAAGCCAUAUGUCUGCACAAUGUGUCCACGUAAGUAUGCUCUCCCCAGACAGCUGAAGGAGCACAUCAGGCACCAUAUGAACAAGACCUUUGGCUGCACCCACUGUUCAAAGCGCUUCCGCUCAGAGGCAGCGUUGCAGGAGCAUUUCAACGUUCACACAGGCAAUCGUCCAUAUGCUUGUGACCAAUGCUGCAAAAAAUUCACUUCAAAGCACAUUCUCAAGACACACAUGAAAACCCAUGGGGUUCGUCAGAGGCCCCACCAAUGCAGAACUUGUGGCAAGAAUUUCCUUACCUCUCACCAUUUGACUGAUCAUCUGAAUGUGCAUGAAGGCAAGAAAAAUUACAUAUGUGAAACAUGUGGAAAAGCUUUUGCCACCCAGAGAAGUCUAGAUCUUCAUGCCAUCACUCAUUCAGGAGUGAGAAACUUUUCUUGUUCAAUAUGCCACAAACGCUUUGCUAGAAAAGGUGAAGUAGAGGACCAUGAAAGGACUCAUACUGGUGAGAAACCAUUCCAGUGUGAAAUCUGUGGCUCCACCUUUAGUCAGAGGAGCAACCUUCAGUCCCAUAAGAGAACCACUCAUUAUCAGGAAAAGAGGUAUCAGUGCAAUCAGUGUCACAAGGCUUUCAAAAGGAAGAGGCUACUAAUGUACCACGUGAUGAGUGUGCACACAGGCGAGCGGCCACACAAGUGUAAGCAGUGCAAUGCUGGCUUCGUGUAUCCUGAACACUAUAAAAAACACCUCAGGAUACACACAGGGGAGAAACCAUUUAAAUGUGAUAUAUGUGGGAAAACUUUCAAUUCAAGGGAUAAUCGCAAUGCACAUAAAUUCAUACAUUCAGAUAAGAAACCUUACGAGUGCAUGCUCUGUGGUGUGGGAUUCAUGCGGAAACCCAUGCUGGCUUCCCACCUGCAGCAGCACGGCCACACAGAUAACCUGGAAAACUACAUCAAGGUUAAUCCCCCAACAGUAGUAGCAGCUGAGGGAGGCAAAGGGGAAGGGGGAACAAGUCCAGGUACUACUGUUCGUACCAUGAAGCUAGAUGAGGACCAGAGUCUUGAGCCGAGCUUGGAUGGAUCAGUGCAGUUGGUGCGGAGUGGGGUGAGAGAUGGAGAAACUGUGGAGGUGGUGUCAAGACCAGUCCACAUAAUAGAAGCGGAUGAUUUGCCUCGGUACAUUAUCCACACUACUGGUGGUGGGGAGCGGACAGAGGAAGGCGUGGGCCAUUUCUUUGCCUCCCUACAGGGACAGGUGGUGGAGGUACGGGCUGAAGAUCUUGAAAGGUAUACGGACCUCACUCCUGACCAAAUGACACAGGUUGCACAAGUUGCUGCUCAAGUAGUGACAGGUCAGCCAGCCACUAGUGGAAUACAGCAAGUGUCUGUGUCAAGUGACCUCCGCCCAUUCAACAUCCAGCUGGAGCCAGCCACCAGGGAGGUCACACUACAGACUCAAGCAGGUAGCUCACGGGAGGUGUCGGCAUCCAUCGGAGUUGCCACAGCUACUGUCACCACUCGGGACGUGACCCUCCCCACCAUCAGCCACGUGCAGGGAGGCAGUGGGGCAGCAGUCCUGGUGGGGGGUAGACAGGUGAAUUAUGAACCUGGGGGUUUAGGACAAGGGACGUUAAGAAAGGUGCUGACAGACAGGGAGGAGCUGCGCACAAUAUCUGUCCAUAACAUGGCACAGUCUGACACACGUACAGUGCGCCACUGGCAGCAGCAACCUGUGACCACGCCUGCAAACAACUUCAUUGGGGAUUAAGGUUUAGAGUGAUUCCUUUCUAUUUUUUAAUAAGUAGUUAGUUGUAUUAUGAAUCAUUACUUUAGGAAGUUGUUUGUUGAAGCUAAUGAAGUUACAGAAAUUGAGAUAUUUUUGAAACAUUGAUAAAUUAAUUGUUGAAGUUUCAGAAGGGUGUUCCAUACUGUUAUAAGAAAGUUUUGUACAUUUAAAGUUUAGCUUCACAUUCCCCUUGAUAUUUAGAUGGAAAAACUAUUUUUACAUUAUUUUUGUGGAAUGAAUGUAGAAAGAUUACACCUAUGCUUAACUGGCCUUGAUAUUAGCAGUGAUCCAUUGGGAUGAGGAUAUUUUUGUACAAGUACCCAUUGAUCAUUAUAUACCAUUAUAGGUGGUGAUCUUAUUUUAAAUAAAGAAAAAAUAAAUAAGAAAUAUUGUGACCAUGAUGAAACAGGUGAAAUUUACCACAAAAUGGUGACUCAUCUGUCUGUGCUUCCAUUUUAGUUGUGGACCACAAGGAGUCUGUGGUAAGACCAACACAGUUUUCUUUUAGAAAAAGUAUAUAUAUUAUGACAGUUACUUUAGUUGAUAGUCAUUUUUGCCUUGACAUAUUACCUAUUGUUAAGAAUUAUAGGAUGCUUCCUUUUUAGUCAUGGUUCUUAGUUUUCUGAAUUUUUUGCCUUGAUUUCUUGAAAUCUUGCCCAAUGAACUAUAUGAAUAACAGACCUAAGGAACCGUGCCUCGUCCCUUCUUAGUUUCACCAAAGACAGGCUACUGAGGUGUGCAAUAACUAAACAUUCUGGUCAGUAUUUUGAUGGACCAGUGUUUGAAGAUGCUCAAUAUCAGGGCCUGAUAUAGCAUAUGGUUAGUGAGAUUUCUUGAGCCAAGUAGUUAAGUUACCUUGUGAAAUGUAAUUGCCAUUAUCUACAAGACUUGACUGCUUGGUACUCUGAGGGAUUGUACACAUCCGCAAACAGAAUCUCUGCAUUUUGUAAAUAUAUGUAAUCAGCGAUACUAAGAAUGUAUGAUAAAAAUGGAACUAUAAUCAAGAUAAUAUAAUUACUCAAAGAUUUUCCUUGAGGUACGAGAAGGGAGCUGUAACUGAACUAUAGUUAUGGAUUCAGUGAACAUUGAGCCUCACAUUGACAGUCCUUUGGAGUAAUCAGUCAGUGGUUUUAUUGGUACAUUUGUUAGUCUAUUGUAAUGAAUCACUUGUGAUAUUACUUUCUGGUCCUGCAAAUAGAUGGAGAUGGCUAUUAGUACUGCAGCUUGCUGGUGUGUUGAUGCAGGCUUACUAGUCAGCUGAUCCAGUUAAAUGUUUAUAAAAACAAUGGAAUCUUCCAUUUCCAGUCAAGAAAUUUUGGAAGAAAUAAACACUACAUACUCACAGAACUUUUCAGAACUCAACUGUUGACAGUUGAGAUCUGUGGAGUAUAAUUGAAGGGACAACUUUUGGUGGAAAAGUAAUGACAGAGUGAAAAUGAGGGCAUCACUCCUCACCAUAUAUAUUGCAGUGCAGAAUUGAGUUACUCCGUGCCAUCAAAUAAUAUCUUUCCUUUCCUAUUGUCUUGCAACUCUCAUAUAUUUCAUCCCUCAUCAUUUACAUUUUACCACACUUCUGAUUUCUUAUCAUGAUAUUUUAGAUAUUCACAAACAGGUCCUGCCACAACAAGACAAAAGAUAUAAAAUUCUUAUUGCUCUACAUUCCCUUACUGUGAUCAGUAUCACAUUUACAUCUAUCACAUUUACAUCUUUCAACGUUCAUAAAAUCCUGUAUGAUGUAUUUCUAAUUCUCUUGGGGGUGGGGGGAUGGUGGACUUUGAAAAUCAUGCCUUUUACAUUGGCACAGAUUAAAUGUGACAAGGGAGUAUCCUCACAUUCCUCAUUGUAAGUGCAUUUACUCAAGUCUUCAUUUUGACAUUGUGGAAUCCAUUUUACAUAAGCCUCCACAGGAGAUUUGAUCAGCAUUGUUACAGUAAAGACCAAGUAUGGAAAAUUACUCUCAAGGAUUUUAUCAUUCCAUGGAAAUGUUUUUACAGUCAAUGUUCAUGUUGUACAUAUGUAUGAAGAGUGAAAGUGCACUGUAUAUGAAUAUGAAUAGCUUAAUUA